GUGAGCAACAUCUAUUGAAGUUCAAAAUAUUACCAUCUUACUGAUCACUUCAUUUGAACACAAAGAACACAGUUCAGCUUGAAAAAAAAUAUAUAUUUUAUUUCUUUCAAUUGUGGUUUAUAAACUUUCUAUAUCAAUAAGAAACUUUAACCCUUUCUUGUGAGCUGUAAAUUUCCAUGGAGUCAGUAGAACGUCAAAUGGAGCGAAUGCAUAAAGAUGCCGAAGCUUGUCAAUUACAGCUUCUGGGUGCCUUUGAGCAUAUGAACCGAGAAAUAGGGCAUUUCCAGCAGAUGAACAUGGAAGAUGUGAGUGCAUUUGAAACACAGUGGGCAGAAAUGGUCAAAUUGGUGAAAGACUAUCAACAGAGCAACGAGCAAGCAGAAAAGAUGCUGGGUGUAAGAGAGUCUAGUCUGCACGUGGCUGAAGUAGAAUUAGGAUGGUACAAACAGAGGUGUGUUCAGCUGCAGGCCACAAUAGACGAACUGGCCGACACUUUGGAGGAGGAGAUUGAAAAACGAGAGGCCACUCAGCAGAGUGUUUCGGAUUGGAGCCGCUGCCACGAGGAUACAAAAUUUAAACUCUUCGAGCACUUCAAGCUGCUGCAGAACUCCUUUCAACAGCUCAAGACAACCACAGAAAAAGAUUUGGAGAACCAAAAGAGUCAGAAUAAAUUCACCAACUUCAAACUGACAUUUGCAAUUGAGAGAUACGCUGCCAAUGUUGAGAAAGAGAAGAAGGAACUGCAGCAGAAAAUAGAUCAGACGAAUGAGGAAAAUGAACUUCUGAAGGGAGAACUCAAAAAAGCACAGGCUGAAUUGGCAGAGUGGAAAACCGAAUACUUUGUAAAGUCAAAAGAAGAAAACAUAAAUAGACUCGAAGAACAGUACCAGUCCAGGGUUGAUGCAAAACAAGAUGACUCAAUAGUCUCCCCAAAUGAAGUUUCCUGUUCAAAGAAGCUUGAAAAAUACAACAAAGCUCUUCGUCAAAUCUCUCAGCUGGUCUCAGCCAACAGUAGUGAGAUUUCACUCUCUCAUAUUCUAAAUCAAAUCGCACCUAGUUCUUCUUCAGACGAAGAUUAUGCAGAAAACGUAGUGGAGGCAGUCGACCAAUUCAUCUUUAAAAACAACUGUGCAAGAAGUACAUUCGAGUCGAGUCUGAAAGAGUACGAGGUCAAAGUGGAUCAACUGGAGAGUGACCUCAAAAGAGAGCUAGGCACAGACUACUCAGUGAAGAAGGAAGUGCAGCUGCUGAAAAAGAGUCUAGAUAGUAAUAAGAAGAGCAGAGAUGAGUUGGCGAGAGAGGUGACCAAGUUGAAGAAAGAGAUCAACCGACUCAACACAGACAACCAGAUCCUAACAGAAAAGAACACCAAACUGAAGUCAAAAGAGACCUCACUUGACUCCAUGGUGGCCCAGCUGAAGACAGAACUGCACUCUAUAACUACAGAGAAGGGACUGACAGAUAGUGAGAACAAUUCACUCAUGCAAGAAGUACACAUUCUGAAGAAGAACUUACACCAUGCUGAAGACAAAUCGGAGCUGCUACUGGUUGAAAUUCAGAGACUUAAGGACCAAUCAGCGUUGAAGGAUGCUUCUCUGUUCGACAUGGAACACCAGGCGGAGAAGACUGAGAUGUACAAGGACGAUGAGAAGCUGAAACUGAAACACAGACUCGGCUGUGUAGAUCCACAACUGCCACUAGACGUGCAACUAUUGUUCUACAAAUAAUAUUUUUUACAUAAAAUCAUUCGAAUUUAUAGUUAAAAUUUAUAUAUUG
This is a messenger RNA of Symsagittifera roscoffensis, 1776 nucleotides long. RefSeq names its product myosin-9-like. Lineage: Eukaryota; Metazoa; Xenacoelomorpha; Acoela; Convolutidae. Bases 177 to 1727 code for a protein of 516 amino acids. The transcript is spliced from 9 exons. The record is from RefSeq and is a predicted model, not a curated record.